This is a messenger RNA of Xiphophorus maculatus (southern platyfish), 1659 nucleotides long. Its product is annotated as dickkopf-related protein 2-like. The transcript is spliced from 5 exons. Gene Ontology annotation, molecular function: co-receptor binding; receptor antagonist activity. Gene Ontology annotation, biological process: multicellular organism development; negative regulation of canonical Wnt signaling pathway. Gene Ontology annotation, cellular component: extracellular region. The record is from RefSeq and is a predicted model, not a curated record. Lineage: Eukaryota; Metazoa; Chordata; Actinopteri; Cyprinodontiformes; Poeciliidae. Bases 1 to 999 code for a protein of 332 amino acids.
AUGUCCAUCUGCAGCGAUGGCUGCGGGUAUCGAUGCGCGGGAGGUGUGGCGGGGCGGGUUGCGGGGCGGACCGGGUCAGCCUAUAAAUGGACCAGGUUGCCUCACCUGGGCGAACCGGAGCAUCUUCCACCCGCAGCUACAGACCUGGAGAUAAAUCUGCGUCCCGCAGCGAUGAGCCUCCAGUUGGUGCUGAUGUUUGGCGUCGGGGCCGCGCUCCUCCGCGUGGACGCGCGCGUCCGCCUGAACUCCAUCAGAACCGUGAUCCUGACGGAAGGUCACGCGCUGCCCGUGAACCGGAGCGCGUGGGGACCUGGCGUGGACCUGACGCUCUACCAGUGCAUGAGCGACCUGGAGUGCAUCAUGGGAAACUACUGCCACGUCCCGACCAAAGGCCCCGCCCACUCCCGCUGCCUCGCCUGCCGCCGGAGGAGCAGGCGCUGCCUCAGGGAUAGCAUGUGUUGCCCCGGCAACCGCUGCAGCAACAACAUUUGUGUUCCUGAGUUGGCCAGUUUUUGGUCUCAGAGUGUCCUGGACGCUGAUGGAGGCGUGAACCCGUCCUCUAAGAGAGGAUGGAGGAAACGAGGGAGGGUGAACUUUAAAGGGUCCUCUGGUAGAGGUCAGCUGGGCGACCUGUGCCUGCGCUCCUCUGACUGCUCAGACACUUCGUGCUGCGCCCGCCACUUCUGGGCCCGGAUCUGCAAGCCGGUGUUGCGGGAGGGCCAGGUUUGCACGCGUCAGCGGCGUAAGGGCCACCAGGGCUUGGAGCUGUUCCAGCGCUGCUCCUGCGGCGACGGACUCACCUGCCGGGCCGCGCCGGACCCAAACAGCCAGACUCCGCCACCGCGGCCAUCUUUGCUGCUGGACCAAACCGUGAAAUCCAAGUUUGAGGUUUCCCCUUCCUUGUCUCGGCACGCCGCCCCCCACACCUCGGUGCUGGCCGCAACCUCGUCUUCUUCAGUGACGGCGAAGACGAGACUCCACGUGUGUCAGAGGAAAUAAGUUGGACAAACAGGAAGAGAAACAGACAGAUGGAAGGAUGGACAGAGCAAAAUCUCCUCUCUGUCUGUGAUCGAGGCCAGAGGCAACGAGAGGCAGAGAGAUUUGUAAAAGAAAGAGUGAAUAACAUUCCUGUUUACACCCUUAGCAUCUCUUAAAUAUCUGGAAGGUCAUCAGCUUCCUGUCACACCAGCUGAAGGGACACGAAACCCUUUGGCGGUUGGGAUGUGAUUUCCUCCAGGGUGUCUAGACAAACCGAAACCGCUUUGAAAUCCAGUCUGACCCCUUUGACCCCAACAAAAGAGGUCAGACUGGAUUUCAUCAGACAUGCAUCAACAUGCAAAUGUUGAUGUAAUUCACACAUUGUUUUCAGCUUUUGAACUCUUCAUCAUCUAAAAGAUCCAAAAGUCAAACCCAAAGAAACCGAGUUAAGCUAUUUGGUGGCGUUAGCAUAAAAUAUUAGCCAAAUUUAGUCGACAUUUGAAUUUACUUUUCAAUAAAUAACUAUUCCAUCUUUAUAACUUUGUACCACCGACAUAUAAACAGGUUUUAUUGCUCUGACCCCAAUCCUGCCGUUGUUAGAAUUUCUUUCACAUAAUUCUUCUAUUUCUGUUUUAAUCUUAUAAAAAAACAUUUUAUGUAAAUGUUGUCAUACUUGUUACA